AUGCAAACAACAAAUGGCAUUUCUAUUUUAUAAAUAAAAAAUACUCAAGUAUCAGUUUGCAAUAAUAAAAAAAAGGAAGAAUUGAUAUAGUUUGAUUAAUUUGACGAGGAUUUGAUUCCGAAAAGUAAGCUAUUCUCUCCAAUGAAUGUUAAUUUAAACCUGAAAUGUGUUGAAAGUUAUGGGAAUAAUAAAAUUUAUGACAUCAAUGAUACUGGACCCAAUGAAUAACAGAAUAAAUCAGAUUAAUUGCUUGAAUAACUGAAUUCAAAGUAAAAAAUGGACACCUCACUAUAACAAGUUAACGUAAUGACUGAGAGAUUAAAUAAUCAAAACUUGAUCUUCUAUGCUCCUCAAUAUAUUCCAGAUGUUUAGCAAUUUCUGACAUCCCCCGUACCCAUAGAUAAGAUUGUAUAAUGCACUUUAAUUAAAAACAGGAAGGGCUUUUGCAAUUUCUACCCAAAAUUUGAACUCUAUUUCUCAGAAAGCCUGAAAUUUCUCUGUGCUGCCAAAAGACAAUCGACCAAGAGGAAAUCGAAUUACGUAAUCUCAACGAAUGCCGAGAACUUUAAUUCUAACAACAAAUCAGUAUGUAUAGGGAAUUUGAAAUAUGGAACAGCCGAAAACUCAUUUCAUUUAUAUGACAAUGGCAAUGACCCCAAUAAAACUGAUCAAUUGGAAACCACAAGAAGAGAAUAUGCUGUCUAUUUUUACAAGAAAUCCAGUCUAGGUCUCAAAUCAAUUAAUGUCUUAAUCCCCUCAGUAAUUAAUGGAUAGCCAUAAGAUUUUAAACCCAUUUCACAAAAUCAAGGCAUCUCCAAAGCAUUCAACCAAUCCAAGAAUGAAAACGUGAUGUAGUUAGUCUCAAGGCCUCCCACUUUCAGUGAAGAAAAGAAUGCUUAUUAAUUGAAGUUCACACAGAGAGUGCGAUCAGCCUCCAAUAAAAAUUUUAUUCUCAUUUCUAAUAAUUAAUAGAAUGACGAAGAAUUUUUAAUACAAUUUGGCAAAUGUGGCGAAGAAUAUUACAAUUUAGAUAUAUGCCAUCCUCUUUCAAUCUUAUAAGCAUUUGCAUUAUGUAUAACUUAGUUUGAAAUCAAAUUAGAAUGA
This is a messenger RNA of Paramecium tetraurelia, 1104 nucleotides long. RefSeq lists its product as uncharacterized. The record is from RefSeq and is a predicted model, not a curated record. NCBI's taxonomy places the organism in Eukaryota, Ciliophora, Oligohymenophorea, Peniculida, Parameciidae. The transcript is spliced from 2 exons.